Frankliniella occidentalis (western flower thrips) is the source of this 3717-nucleotide messenger RNA. RefSeq names its product DNA polymerase subunit gamma-1, mitochondrial (gene tam). The transcript has 3 exons. Lineage: Eukaryota; Metazoa; Arthropoda; Insecta; Thysanoptera; Thripidae. Gene Ontology annotation, biological process: mitochondrial DNA replication. Gene Ontology annotation, cellular component: mitochondrion; gamma DNA polymerase complex. Gene Ontology annotation, molecular function: DNA binding; 3'-5' exonuclease activity; DNA-directed DNA polymerase activity. The record is from RefSeq and is a predicted model, not a curated record. Bases 148 to 3582 code for a protein of 1144 amino acids.
CUCGACUCCACUCCAUCCUGGAGGAGUUGUGUUUUUGUCUCGUUGGGCGCGUGUUGAUUUUAAACGAACUAACUAUAGAAAGUGUAAGUGGCCAUGGAAGGAGCUGUGGAUAUUCAAGAAGACAAGUAAUGAUCAUUAUUUUAAAACAUGAUUCUGAAUCAUAUCAUAAGAAGUCCUAAAGCAUUAAAAAAAAUUAAAGUAUGCACCUCAAAGCAUAAUGGCCAUGUCAACCAAAGCACUGAUUCAACCGUUAUUUUAAAUGCUGAAACUACUUACGCCAUUCCUCAGUCAGUGGAACAAUCUCCAAAGGAUGAGAAGGGAAAUGAUAGAUUAACAGCAAACAAAUUGAUAAAUGAUGGGGCACGAAUUAAUCCUUGUGGCAUUCAGAUGUUACCUAGCAGUAUUUAUCAGCACCUUUUUGGGAAGCAAAAUCCACCUCAUACUGACAAAGAUGUGCGUACCUCUCAAGCCAAUUUGAAGAAAUAUGGUUUAAAAAUUGACAGUGCAACCUCUGUUCCCGAGGUCGACUUGAAACUUCCACCAUUAGAAGGUAGAAAUGUGGAAGAGCACUUCAUGAAUAUUGGGAAACAGCAGAGCGAGCCCUACCGUCUACUCAUUGAAAAACUUACUGAGCCACUUCCAGAAAAGCCCUCAGUCUGGGAGCUUCAAGCUGGUUGGACGAAAUAUGUACCCGGAGAACCUCCCCUCAGAGUCAGCUAUCCUGAAGAAGAUGCCAUUGUUAUUGAUGUUGAAGUGUGCCAACAUGCUGGUGGAGCCUUGCCUACUCUUGCUACUGCUGCUAGUCCAACUGCAUGGUAUGGAUGGGUUUCAUCAAGUCUUAUUGAUGGUGGAAUGUCUUCAAUGAAGGAGCAAUAUACCACACAAUAUCUUAUUCCCUUAGAGAGCUCUGCAUCAUUUAAAGUUUCAUCAUCAAAAAAUCUCAAAAGACCAAAAGUAGCUGUUGGGCAUAAUGUUAUGUAUGAUCGAGCUCGUUUCAAAGAACAAUAUUUACUUGAACCAACUGGAAUGCGAUUUGUUGAUACCAUGUCACUACACAUUUGUGUCAGUGGAAUUACAAGCUACCAGAAAGCUGUUUUAACAAGGGCCAAAAAAGCCAAUGCUGCUGAAAAGGAUGAGUCAAGUGAAAGUGAUGAGCUUGCAACUGAUGCAGAGGAUUUAGCUGCCCUUCAGGCAAGUUCAUCUUUAAAUGGAUUAGCAGAAGUGUUGAAGCUGUAUUGUGACAAGCAGCUGGAUAAAGCUGGUAGAGAUGUUUUCAUCGAUGGAACUCUGAAUGAUGUUAAACGUCACUUUCAAUCAAGCAUGUCAUACUGUGCCUCUGAUGUGUCUGCUACUCAUGAUAUCUUGAGAUCUCUUUUUCCGUUAUUUUUAAAACGAUUUCCUCAUCCAGUGACUUUGGCUGGAAUGCUGGAGAUAUCCAUGGCUUAUCUCCCAGUAAAUAGAAACUGGACACAAUAUAUAGAAAAUUCUGAACAGGCUUACCAAGAUUUAGGCGUGGAAGCAAGAUUUCAGCUUGCAAGAAGAGCUGAUGAAGCUUGCAGUUUAUUGCAUGGAGAAAAAUUCCGUAAUGAUCUUUGGAUGUGGGAUCAGGAUUGGAGCUUACAAGAACUACGUUUGACAAAAAGAAAAAUCAAAACAAAGAAGGUUCAAGACAGUGAAAAACUUGAUGAACCAGAAAAUGUUGCCACUGAAGAACUGAAUGAUGAAGCUCUAGGUGAGCCACAUAUUAUUCUUGAUGAAUUGAAAGCACGGUGCAAAGAGUUUGAAGAGGAAAUUGUAGCCAGCCCAGAAGUCGAAUCCUUAAUUUCAGGCGGUGUACAACUCCCUCUAAGGCCUCCUCAUUUGCCUGGCUACCCGGCAUGGUAUCGCAAACUUUGUGAACCUCCUAAGAGAGAUGACUGGUCACCAGGAGCUCAACUCAUAACAACAAAAAUGCAAGUGGCACCUAAACUACUUCGCUUGACUUGGGAAAACUACCCUUUACAUUUUAUAAGAGGGGAGGGCUGGGGCAGCCUAAGACCAGUGGAUUCAGAUGAAAUAUCAUCAACUGAAGAAAGUAGUGGCCUACCCUUACAAGAGUUGGUUGCACAUUGGAAUUCUAUUCCAGUAGAGGAAAGAAAAUAUGGUGGUCACGUGGAUAUCUGCAAUGGUGUAACAUUUUCCAGAUUACCUCAUAAAAACGGUCCUGAAUUGAGAGUUGGAGAUCCUCUAGGCAGAGAUUUUAUAGUAAAGUUCUCAGAAAAUACAUUAUCAGGGGAUUCAGUAGCUGAAAGAAUGAUGGAUAUCGCCAGAAAACUUUCUUAUUGGAGAAACAAUAGAGUCCGUAUAAUGGAACAGUUAGUUAUUUGGCUCUCAUUGAAAGACUUGCCACAGAAUCUUGAAGAAAAGGUAAUUGGAGCCAUACUCCCCCAACUGGUUGUUUGUGGAACCCUUACCCGUAGAGCUGUUGAAAGAACGUGGAUGACUGCAUCUAAUAUUUCCAAGGAACGAAUUGGAUCUGAAUUGAGAGCAAUGGUUCAAGCUCCACCUGGGUAUAGUAUUGUUGGUGCAGAUGUUGAUUCCCAAGAGUUGUGGAUUGCAUCAUUAAUUGGUGAUGCAUAUGCUUCCAAAAUUCAUGGGGGAACACCUUUUGGAUGGAUGACUAUUAGUGGACGCAAGUCAGAAGGAACUGAUAUGCACAGUGUUACAGCAAAAGCUGUGGGAAUAUCCCGCGACCAUGCAAAAGUUAUCAACUAUGCUAGAAUAUAUGGAGCUGGAAUACCUUUUGCUGAGCAAUUACUCAAGCAAUUUAAUCCAUCUAUGAGUUUAAAUGAUGCUAAAACCAAAGCAAGAAAGAUGUUUCGCAUGACUAAAGGUCAGCGUAUGUAUGUACCAAAAACUGCUUUCGUUGGGAAUGUUCCAUAUGGACCUCAUUCUGCUUAUGAUGCAAGUGUAAUUGCUAAUCAAUUUGGUGCUGAUAAGAAAGAUUUAUUCAGGUUGAUCUGGAAUGGAGGAACAGAGUCUGCUGUAUUCAAUCGUUUGGAAGAAAUUGCUUAUGAUAGAACACCCUGUACACCAUUCCUUGGAGGAAGAUUGAGCAGAGCUUUGGAGAGCCAACAUAAUAAAAAUCUUCCCACCCGAAUCAAUUGGGUAGUGCAAAGUGGGGCAGUGGAUUUUUUACACUUGCUCCUUGUAGCAUUUAAGUGGCUUGAACCUGAUGCUAGGUUUUGUUUGAGUUUUCAUGAUGAAGUACGCUAUCUUGUACCGGAAGACAAAGCCCAUCAUGCAGCAUUGGCCCUGCAUACAGCUCAUUUGCUCACAAGAGCAUUUUGUGCUUCCCGUCUGGGAUUAAUUGACUUGCCUCUCUCUGUAGCCUUCUUUACUUCUGUGGAAGUGGACAAAACUCUACGGAAAGAAGCUCAUGAUAACUGUCAGACCCCAUCAAAUCCUCAUGGUCUCCUGAAAGGAUAUGGCAUUGCAUCUGGUGAAAGUCUAGAUAUUUACCAGUCUAUAGACAAAGCUGGUGGUCCUUAUGCCCUUAUUGCAAUCUCAAAAAGGAAGGAUGUCAGUCGCAACAAAACGUAAACAUGUGAUGCGUAGUGUGCUGGCAGAGGAUUUGGAAAUUCCCAAGACAAACCAAGACGUUGUGAAAAUUCGUGCUAGUGUAGGAAAUAACCUGCAUGAAGUGGAGACUGCAACUGGAGAAGUAUACCUAGUUUC